UCCACCAACCGACCGAGCAUCUUCGUGCUUGAAAGCGUAUCCAGCAAGCGCGCAGUACACCCACCACCCUCUUUCCCUCUUUCUUUCUUUUCCACAUCAUGCGGGCAUCACGGAUCCUCACCGCAACCCUCAUCGCCGUCGCCCCCGCGACCAUCCUCGCCGAUGGGCUCACUGCCUUGCCCGGUGUGCAUGACAGCAACCAACACGCCACGCGCGGCCUGUCCCACUCGCAACCGGCUCAGCCCAUCAGGCGACGAAGAGCAGCUGCAGUAGUAGCAGCAGCACCAGGCGGCGAUAGCGGCGUUUUCGUCAAGCGCCUCGGAGUAGGUUUUCCUGGGGGCAACGACUCUUCGACCGCUGCCGCAUCGGCAAGCAGCUCCUCAUCUGCGGCAUCAGCAUCCUCCUCGUCCGCAGCGGCCGCGUCAUCGUCCAGCGCAGCCGCGUCGUCGUCCAGCGCGGCAGCCGCGUCGUCCUCAUCAAUCGCCGCGCAGCUGUCCUCGAACUCCGCGGAAUCCGCGUCGCUCGCCUCGGUUGCGGCGUCGCUUGCGGCUGCGUCGGCAAGUGCUGCUUCGGCGUCGUCGAGCUCCGCCUUCUACGCCACCGCACAGUUGGCCGUGACGGUGAUCUCGUCGACGCCGACGCCGACGGGCAACGGCGACUCGUCCGGCUCGGGCUCCUCUGGCAGCCAUACAGGCCUUAUCAUCGGCGUCUCGGUCGCCGGCGGCGUCGCGCUGAUCGCGCUACUCGCCUUCCUCUACUUCAAAUUCGGCAACAAGCGUUUCAGCGGAUACGACUACGACGAGAACGACAUCAAGUGGCCCGAGCUCAAGGCCGACAACGACGGCACUGGCGCCGCCAUGCAGCCGCUCCCCGCGCGGCGCACCGGCGGCGCCGGCUUCGACAUGGGUGACGAGCUGUCCGACGAUGGGCUUGACGGCGCCGCUGGAGUUGUCGGCGGCAGCGGCCCCAUGAGUGGCGGGCAGCACGGCGAAAUGGACGAAAAGUACGCAGGACGUAGCAGCUUCACCGGCUCCACCACCGCCCUGUCCGCCGCGCCACCCGUUGGCUACCCGGUCAAUGGCGUCGGAUACACGCCAUCGGGCUAUGACGCGCAGUCUAGCAUGGCGCACACCGCCUACAGCUCUGCACCGGGCGGCGUCGUACCCGGCGGAUAUGACCAGGCUGGCUACAGCGCCGGCUAUGCCAACUACGCCACCGGCGCGCCCGGCGCCGACUAUGGGCAUCACGGCGGCGUUGGCUACGCUGGCGGGUACGGCGCUGCUCCCGGGUACAGCGGCCACGACAUGGGCGGCGGCGGGCAGGUCAGCGCCGCGCUAGACCCCGCGAGUGGCGGCGGCUACAUAGACCCGCAUUACGCGCACGACCUCCAGUCCGCUCAUGGCUUUGCCGACCCGUACGGCCGCAUCACUGCGACACCGACCGGGUACGAUGCGUACGGCAACCCGCGCAUGUGACGAGGGACAGGCACGC
Messenger RNA from Tilletiaria anomala UBC 951, 1491 nucleotides. RefSeq lists its product as uncharacterized. Lineage: Eukaryota; Fungi; Basidiomycota; Exobasidiomycetes; Georgefischeriales; Tilletiariaceae. The record is from RefSeq and is a predicted model, not a curated record. The coding region runs from base 99 to 1475 and encodes 458 amino acids. The transcript has a single exon.